Helobdella robusta is the source of this 1401-nucleotide messenger RNA. RefSeq lists its product as hypothetical. Bases 1 to 1401 code for a protein of 466 amino acids. The record is from RefSeq and is a predicted model, not a curated record. The transcript is spliced from 9 exons. NCBI's taxonomy places the organism in Eukaryota, Metazoa, Annelida, Clitellata, Rhynchobdellida, Glossiphoniidae.
AUGGUGCGGAAUGAAAGUAUGGAAAAUUUAACAACUCCUGGAAAGAUUGCAGAGAGAAGAGAUCGCGUUAACAAAAGACAAGACACCGGUCUCGUGGCCGAGUCCUUCAACUACUCCCACGAUCCAGGUUCUAAUCCUGCAGUUUCUACAGGUUCAUCUGGUAGCCAACCCCCGGCCAGCCCAGCCGUCCUUCCUUUCGAGGUUGGUGAUUUGGUAGACGACAUAAGUUGUCGCAUGUUGGCCGGCGAGAUAUUUCAGUGGUUCAAAUGCUCGCUGAGUCAAACCUCUCAAUGGCUAUUUUUUACUCGAUCAUGUCUGGCAGAGAUUUCACCUGAUGUGUUGUUUACAACCAGCGGUGCAUGGGUCAGUUGGUCCAGGGAAGGUUGUGCAAGUGAUGCUUGGAUGGCAACAGAAGUUCAGAGUUUAAAAUUUAAACAGAAUUUUACUGCAGUUAAAGAAGCAGCUGGAACAUUUACGUGCUACACAGACAAUAACAUAGUGAAACUUCUCAUUGUUAAAGACAAAGAUUUGGAGAUGGUCAUAACUCCAGAGACUUUAAUGGAUGGGCAGAACAUGACAAUCGACAUUUCUGGCAGCUAUUACAUGGGUGCUUCACAAGCCUCUCCAAACACAAUUACGAUAUUCAAUGGAGAGGAUCCGAUUGGUUCCUUCGAAGCUGAUUUCAAUGUUGUUUCAAAAUUAACGUCAUUUUAUAUUAGUACAACUCUUCCAGCUGAUUACAGAGCCACAAACAACUUCAAGUACGUGUGGUCUUUUAAGAAAAAUUCAGAUCUAGCAUUAUAUGAAGCAAGAUUCAAUUACACCAAACCAGUUAAAGUUUACAAGCCUGUUACAGAUGUUAAAUUCAACAGCACUCAUACAUGCGUCGAUCGUUCAAUCACUUGCUACGGGGUUGGAGUGCCACCGCCAACAUAUAGCAUCUCAUGCAUUCCACAAGAUGAUGAUGGAAGUAGUAGCAGCAGCAACAGUCCUGUCACAUCAGAUACUAAUAUUACAACCUUAACUAAGAAUGGCACGUAUAAUUGCACAUGCACUGCUUCUAAUGUCAUCACCUCUGUAACAUAUAGAGCUGCAAAUAGUAGUUCGGUCAUCGUUUAUAACGAUUCCAACUUCACGGUCUUAAUUAAUUUCAGUAAUUUUUAUUUAAUAGGCAAUCAGAUCCCCAAACCUGAAGACGAUGCAGGGAGAUCUGAAAAGAUUGGCAUAGGAGUUGGCGUGGGUGUUGGCCUGUUGGUUCUCGUCAUCUGCAUAGUGGCCGCUGUCCUUCUCGUGAAGAAGCACAAGAGUAAAAAGGUCACCUCUAAGCAGAAAGGGCCCCAAGACAUAGUUGAAACCGUGAACAACACGCUAUACGGCCACCUACCAGAGAGUUCAAGUUAA